AUGUCGUCGCUCGAUCUUCCCUCCGACGCCUCUCCCUCGCCUUCCUCCCUCCAACGGGUCUGUCCCUACCGAACACCUCGUUUUCACGACCACGAGUGCGAGAAUUACCUGGACUGCCCGACCCACUCAAUAGCGAGGGUGUACCACGAGCUGCCUUCUGAUGGGGACCCGUCUCCUGAGGGGUUCGAGUACGAGGGGGCCAGCAGGGAAGAGGAUGCUCAAGAUGACGAGGAGAAUAUCUUCGCGGACCUGUACGGAAACUCGGAGGAGGAGGACAUGGCCAGCGGUGGCCAGCAGGCGCAGAGCCCGGAGGUCAUUGAUCUGACGAGCUCGCCGCCUGCAGAACAGCAACAUUCGAGCAGCCCAGACGUGGUCGAUCUGACUGGCGAUUCCCAUGAAGAACCACAAGGACUGCCGCCGCCGCCGCGGCCGCGACAGCAGCAGCAGCAGCAGCAGCAGCAACCGUAUCCUCCCUUCUCAUUUACUGCCGGCGCAAUUGGGCCCCAGGGCAGGAUGGGGCCGCAGCUGAGCAGACCAUUUCCUACUCCUGCUACUCCGGGUGUUGGUGGUGCUGCUGCUGCUCCUACUGCUAUCGCCGGCGCCUCAGCCCCGAGUCUGCCGUCGUUGAGGGAUGGUGCUGUGUCCCCUUCGGCGCAGAGACGGCCCGCUACACCGCCAUCGCCACCUCCACCCACCCGGCGCCGGACAUCUUCGAAUCAGUUUGGAGCAGCGCCUCCUCCAAGCAGGCACCUGCAGCAGCAGCAACAGCAACAACAUCUGCUGCAGCCGCACAGACCUUCAGUAUCCAGGAGACCUUCAGACAUCGUCCUACCACGGUGGCAACCCGAUGUCGAGGUCACAUUCUGCCCAAUUUGCCGGACACAAUUUAGCUUUCUGGUCAGAAAACAUCACUGCAGGAAGUGCGGAAGGGUUGUUUGUAGCAGCUGCUCGCCUCACCGCAUUACUAUCCCCUAUCAGUACAUAGUUGUACCUCCCGGAGCACCGCGCCCUGGUCUCCAGAGGUAUCCAUCUUCCCUGAUUAGUGGUGAGGGCGGAUAUGCCGACUUCAGCAGCCUCGGGGGCGGAGAGAGGGUCAGAUUGUGCAAUCCAUGUGUGCCAGACCCCAACACGAACCCUCCACAGUCGCAGCAGUCACCUGGCAUGGGCAGAACCCAUGGCAGGUCACAGAGCACCGUCGAUGUAUCCGCAUCGGCAUACGGCCCGACUGCGGACACAGCUAUCAACGCUUAUGUUAGAAAUAGAAGCGCCACUAUGGUAAGCCCCGUGAUGCCACCCACUUACAGCCCAUAUGCCUCGAUAUCAGGAGGCCCGCACCAUCCUCAAAGGGCACACAGGCUCCGAUCGUCGCUAAGAGCGAGUGGCCAAGAAUCCGGUUCACCAUCAUCCUCCACGGCGGCGGCUGCCGCGGCCGCGGCGCAGAGGAGACCGCUACCACCAGAUCCGCCUCAGCUCGCAGAGGAAGAUGAGUGCCCAGUGUGUCACCGUGAGCUGCCGCCCCGAAACCUGUCGAACUUUGAGGCUCUCAGGGAGGCACACAUCAGCGUCUGCAUCACGUCACACAGCACCUACGGAGGAACACCUGGGGCGGAGGGCUCCAGCUCGCAGCCCAGGCGGACGGGCAUGUUCCCAUAUCUGGCGACGGAGAAGGACUGCGUCGACAGCGCAGAGUGCACCAUCUGUCUAGAGGAGUUUGAAGUCGGGGUCGCGAUGGCACGGCUGGAGUGUCUCUGCCGUUUUCACAGGGACUGCAUCGCGAGAUGGUUUGCCAAGAACCCUGGACGAUGCCCUGUGCAUUCGCAUGACGGCCAUGGGUUCUGA
Cryphonectria parasitica EP155 is the source of this 1839-nucleotide messenger RNA. Its product is annotated as FYVE-domain-containing protein. NCBI's taxonomy places the organism in Eukaryota, Fungi, Ascomycota, Sordariomycetes, Diaporthales, Cryphonectriaceae. The record is from RefSeq and is a predicted model, not a curated record. Gene Ontology annotation, molecular function: metal ion binding. The transcript is spliced from 3 exons. The coding region runs from base 1 to 1839 and encodes 612 amino acids.